GGACCGCACUGGGCUUUAUGAAUUGAACUUGGGAUGGGCAGUGGACCGAACCCGUAAAAAAAUGUCAUAGGGCUGAGCCACACAGGAUCACCAAUCCUUAGCCUCAAAACUCAUAGGAGCAAAAGCAGAGAGUGCGAACUGCAGAGAGUGAAACCGCCAUGGCCACCUCUCUACUCUCACCUCUCUCUUCUCCUAUCUCGCCCUCGACCGUGGACGCUCACGACGUUGGUUCCGCCGGUGGUGCCGUCAAAUCCUCUUUCCUUCACUGCACAAAGCUCUUCUCUGCUCCCAAACUCGGAAGAAGCGCAGUUCGGAGAGGGUUCAGGUCUCCAUCUGCAAAGGCCUCGUUUGACCACAUACCUAAACAGUUCAGAGAGGGAAAUCUCCAAGACGGAUUGAUGGAAAACUAUAAAAAUGUUCCCCAGUAUUUUUAUGGCCUUUCACCUUCACAAAUGGACAUGUUCAUGACAGAAGAUAAUCCCAUUAGCCGGCAGUCAGAAAGAGUUACAGAGGAAAGCAUCUCAUCUGCUCGGAAUUAUAUGGAUAAUGGAGGGAUGUGGAGUCUAUCAGGAGUGAAUGACAGGGGUCCUUCAAAAUAUAGUAUGAGUGUAAGCAUGUAUCGUGGAGGCAGAGGAUCUGGAAGACCCAGAACUGCUCCUCCUGAUUUGCCAUCUUUGCUCUUAGAUGCUCGGAUUUGCUAUCUGGGCAUGCCAAUCGUACCUGCAGUAGCUGAGCUUCUUGUUGCUCAGUUUAUGUGGUUGGAUUUUGACAACCCCUCAAAGCCUAUAUAUCUCUACAUAAAUUCAACUGGAACACAGAAUGAGAAGAUGGAGACUGUUGGAUCUGAAACUGAGGCAUAUGCUAUUGCUGAUUCCAUGGCGUACUGCAAGUCGGACGUCUAUACAGUGAACUGUGGCACGGCAUAUGGUCAAGCAGCAAUGCUUCUAUCAGUUGGAGCCAAGGGUUACCGUGGUCUACAGCCAAAUGCCUCCACGAAAUUAUAUCUACCUAAAGUAAACCGAUCAAGUGGGGCUACCAUAGAUAUGUGGAUUAAGGCCAAAGAACUAGAUGCAAACUCGGAGUAUUACAUUGAGCUAUUAGCUAAAGGAACUGGGAAGACAAAGGAAGAAAUAAAAAAAGAUGUCGAACGCCCAAAAUAUUUGCAAGCACAAGAAGCCAUUGACUAUGGCCUUGCAGACAAGAUAAUUAGCUCAAUGGAUCCAGCAUAUGAGAAACGGAAUUAUGAUGAGAUGCUUGCCCAAGCAAAAUCCAUGAGGAGAGCAGCAGGAGCUGGCCCACAAGCAGCUCCCUCUGGAUUUAGGUAAAUACAAAACCGCAGAAGGGAAACAUUUGGCCAUCCAGUCUUUUGCACACCAUAAAUGGUCACAGAUCUGCAAAAUGGACACAUUUGGAUACUGAGAAAGUAGUUCCAUUUGGGGCUUUGUUUGAAAUUAUAGCUAAUAUGUAGACACAAAUGUAUUGCCCCCUUUCAUGGCCAGGUUGCACUUGCCUCUGCCAGUACUUUUUGAGUGCUGUAUACAUGGUCAAGUUCAGUUACUACUCUGCGGUUAUCAUGUGGGAUUGGCUUUUAUUCA
Vitis vinifera (wine grape) is the source of this 1595-nucleotide messenger RNA. Its product is annotated as ATP-dependent Clp protease proteolytic subunit-related protein 1, chloroplastic. Gene Ontology annotation, biological process: protein quality control for misfolded or incompletely synthesized proteins. NCBI's taxonomy places the organism in Eukaryota, Viridiplantae, Streptophyta, Magnoliopsida, Vitales, Vitaceae. Bases 159 to 1325 code for a protein of 388 amino acids. Gene Ontology annotation, molecular function: ATPase binding; serine-type endopeptidase activity; ATP-dependent peptidase activity. Gene Ontology annotation, cellular component: endopeptidase Clp complex. The record is from RefSeq and is a predicted model, not a curated record. The transcript has 9 exons.